This is a messenger RNA of Suillus plorans, 1675 nucleotides long. RefSeq lists its product as uncharacterized. Lineage: Eukaryota; Fungi; Basidiomycota; Agaricomycetes; Boletales; Suillaceae. The record is from RefSeq and is a predicted model, not a curated record. Bases 170 to 1480 code for a protein of 436 amino acids. The transcript has 7 exons.
GCAUCCAGCAUUUCGACUCGAGAGCAUCCCUCGGCUACCUUUUCACACAACACUGCUUCCUCUGCAGCAACUUCGGCCCUGACUCCGAUUCCUGCAGCUCAAACCAAAGACGUGCCUGACGAUCCCCUUACCGGUGCCUUUGGAGACGAAAUUGGUGAUUCAUUAGAGUAUGAGGCUACUUGUGCGGGGGAGAGGCAAGACAAAGGAAAACCCAAGCAGGUCGUCUCAAUAUUUGAUGACAACUCCAACUUUGACGAGUCUAGGGCUCCGUUCAUAUGAGAUGUCAGAGGCUGAGCCUGUGGUGUCUGAUUGGUCUAUGGAAGUUGAAGGCAUCGAUGACUCGAUCAUGGGUGUUGAUCAACCGUCUCAGCCUGAACCUAUUGUGGCGAAGAAGAAGAAGGUUUCGCGUACAACAACUUCGAUGUAUGUCACCACUGCUGUUGCCGGUAGUCAGCCGCCUGCUCAAAAAAAGGCCAAGAUCGAGCCUUCUGCUACACCUGUUUGCAGCAUAUUUGCCAAGCUCAAACGCCGACAGAAUGUGCCAGACACUACGCCGGAGCACAUGAAAGCACGUGACACCUAUUGUACAGUUGACUUACCUGCAGCCGUGCGAACAGACCAGCGCUGGACGAAGAAAUAUAUCCCUACCAUAUUGCUGUGGGCUGGAGGUUAUAAAGACAUCUGGGUGAUCCCAGACGAUGUUCUUCUCCAUCACGCUCAGCUUAUUUUCGACGCAGUAUACAAAGAUCUUAAUUUUGUUCUCGUUCACAAUGGUGUGGUACAUUCGCUUACUGCACAGCGCAUCUCAGAAUGGCGCAAUAACUUUGGCUCAACAGCCAUAGCCAUUAUUAUGGACUUUAUGACACGUAAUUCUGACUGCGCUCCUGGCGAUCUGGCAACGUCCCUUGUCCACGAUUGGAUAUUCGUAUAUGAGAACCCUGAUAGUCCAUCUCCUCUCACAGCUUACCGCUCUCCCUUCAUCUUACAGCUGCUUGGCAGGGCACACUUCAACGUCAUCAAAGGGUAUGUGAAGGUUCCCGCCUUCGACAUGCAUGAGCUUGUGACGAGUGGGAUGCCACGGCUUCUCGCCCUCUCUACUAUAGCGAUCGAGCAUGCCCUUGUGUUGUUCAAAAACAAACAUCUCAAGGUCCAGGAUGUUUUGUCGCCCGCAUCCCGCAGUAAAGCGGCCAUCAAACUACCAAAGGUUCUCAACAAAUUGACGGGGAAAGAGACCAAUGAUCCAUUUUUAUUUUCGGCGACUCUCUGGUCCAAACCAACCAAGGGGUUUAUCAAGUCGAUUUUGAAUAAGCCUGCUGGGUAUGUGGAGGCCACCAUAGAAAUGGCACGCAAAGUAAAUGGUGCCACUGAUACGCCGUCGAGCGACAAUGAGGAGUGGUACGAGGAUGAGCGAGCUAUGAUUGGAUAUCAUUACUGUGGCCAUAGCCAAUCAAUUUGCGGUAGUCUUCAUGAUGCAACUUGAACACAUCCGCGUCCGUUCGAAAUCGCUCAUCGAGUCAAAUUUUCGAAUCGCUUGACCAUCGGCAGUGCCCGUCUCGUUGAGUAAGACUCGUGCUACUCACAAGGUUACCAAGUGUAUAUUGAUGUAGCAUUAACGUAUAAUCGUGUCUUGUGUCUACAGUAGGACUCUGGAAUGAAUGAUUAAUUUUAGUUGAAU